AUGCCGAAUGGCGCCGUUUGCUUUUCGUCCCAAACCUCCCUGGAGAACGAAGAGGAAAAGAUCCUUCUCGCUCAGCAAGAGAUGUUGGCCAAACUAGCACACCUUCAAAAACAGAAGAGACUGCUGAAGAAGCGUGCGGGUAAUUUCAUCGCCCGUGAUUAUAAAGAAAUUGCUGAGUUGGAGGAGCUCGAGCGUCGCAAGGCGGAGGAAUUGCAGCGCCUUGAGGACGAACGCCUCGAGUCCGAGCGAAAAGAGCGUCCUUACGGCGACGUCUGA
Messenger RNA from Penicillium cosmopolitanum, 276 nucleotides. RefSeq lists its product as uncharacterized. The record is from RefSeq and is a predicted model, not a curated record. Lineage: Eukaryota; Fungi; Ascomycota; Eurotiomycetes; Eurotiales; Aspergillaceae. The transcript is spliced from 2 exons. Bases 1 to 276 code for a protein of 91 amino acids.